ACGUUUACGGGCCAGCAUAGAUAUGUGGUCAGUGGAGAUCUCCGUGAGAAGUAGGAUUCAAAAUGGCGGAAGAAGAGCAUUUACAAGACAAGGAGAAGGAGGCAUACAGCCCUUUUGCUAUUAUGAAUAACAAUAGUAUUAUUGAGUUUUGUCGGACRUCUCUGGCAGCCAUGGCAGGCAUAUCUGCAGGAAUAMUGGGUUUAACAGGUCUUAAAGGGUUUGUUUUCUACUUUGUUGCGUCAAUAUUAAUGUCUGUGUUCAUCUGUUGGAAAGCUGGUUCAAAAUGGUCCAAGUACUUUGUGUCRUGGUGGGAUCUUAGUACAUCAGGAAUUUUAGGUGGAAUUUUUACCUAUCUUUUAUUCUGGACGUUUUUGUACGGCAUGGUCCAUGUGUACUAGUAUUACUAUCAUAAGUACAGAUGCAAUAGCUAUAUUUCAAAACUGUAAUUCAUCCAUAAGUGAUGUAGUUGUACUGAAUAACAAUGCUAGUAUGGCUCAAAGUUUUUCAUGGAACCUUUUCCUCAUUAUUGACUAGUACAUUCCGUAGAAUCUUUCCUGAAUGAAUGGAAAAUAAGUCAAGAAAUACAAAAUAUUUAUUUUUAUUACAUAGUCAUUUAAAGAAGUUCUGACUGACAAUAUAUAAAUGUAUCAAAUGUAAAGAGUAGCUGAAUCUUCAAAGUAAGCCAAACCAUUUAAUUUGACAUGAAAUUGCAGAAUAUGUUAAAAAAAACAAAGAAGCAUAUUUUAGAAAGUUUGUAUGGUUUUAAUCUUGAGCGAAAUUGACCUGAAAUUAGCCAUGAUACACCAGAUAUAAAGAUGUAUGCAGUCAGAAUUUCGGCAAGUGAUUGUACAACAAGUGUAUCUCAGGAAGACCUUAAUGAUAUAAACUCCAAAACUUCCUACAAUUAACAGGACUUAAGAAAGAAUGACACAGACAAUUUUGUAUAGCGUUUAUCCUGCAAUAUUAUUUGUCAUUUUAAAUUUACGUCUUGAAGUUCAGUUUUCCAGGGAUAAUCAUGAUGUUAAGUGUUUUUUUUAAUAAUGUAAUUCUGGCUGUUUACCUUUGUGCACUAAAAGAAUUGGAAAUUUAAUUUACGUGGAAACAUAAUCGUAAAAUCCAUAAAAACGUAAUAUUAAAAAAAAACAGGAGUUGUA
Messenger RNA from Exaiptasia diaphana, 1154 nucleotides. Its product is annotated as ER membrane protein complex subunit 6. Gene Ontology annotation, cellular component: endoplasmic reticulum; membrane; EMC complex. NCBI's taxonomy places the organism in Eukaryota, Metazoa, Cnidaria, Anthozoa, Actiniaria, Aiptasiidae. Gene Ontology annotation, biological process: protein folding in endoplasmic reticulum; autophagosome assembly. The transcript has 5 exons. The record is from RefSeq and is a predicted model, not a curated record. The coding region runs from base 63 to 398 and encodes 111 amino acids.